Molecule: messenger RNA, 2138 nt
Organism: Cimex lectularius (bed bug)
Lineage: Eukaryota; Metazoa; Arthropoda; Insecta; Hemiptera; Cimicidae
Gene: ArgRS
Product: arginine--tRNA ligase, cytoplasmic
Exons: 13
Coding region: 96-2117 (673 amino acids)
Biological process (GO): arginyl-tRNA aminoacylation
Cellular component (GO): cytoplasm
Molecular function (GO): arginine-tRNA ligase activity; ATP binding
Source: RefSeq, a predicted model, not a curated record
CAUUAAUGUUGUGCUAUUAAUAUAACAGCAAUGUAUUAAAUUUGUGAGGCACGUGGGUCAUUUUUUAUUUUUUAAGGUGGAAUAAAGCUUAAAAAAUGAGCUUUAACGAGUUGAUUGAAGACACUAAAAAAGCUGAAAUCAUCGUGGAUGAAUUGUUCCAUCGGAUUGAGGAUUACAAUGAUGGAAAAGUAGCACAAAAGGAUUUUUCGAACAGCCAAUCUGUCGAGCUGAAAGAAGCAUUAACUGAAAAUUCCAAGCUAAAGUAUCGCCUAGGCAUAUUAAAAAGGGCUAUAGAAAGUCAAGAAGAGAAAAAUAAGAAGUGUAGAAAUGCAAAUGGUGAUACACCUUUCAUUAGCCCCAGUACAAGUUUAACAUUGAUUUGCAUGGAUGCCUUGAGGAAAGCAUUCCCUGACAUAAAAGGAAAUUUGCAGCCGGUUAUCCCCUCGACUAAUCCACGAUUCGGAGACUAUCAGUUCAAUGCUGCUUUGCAAAUGGGCGAAAUGCUUAAACGUUUAGGACAGAAAAUGCCACCAUUGGAAAUAGCAAAGAAAAUUGUAGAGCAAAUAGCUCCUAGCAACAUUACUUCCAAAAUUGAGAUUGCACCCCCAGGGUACAUAAACAUUUGGUUGAAUAAAUCGUUUUGCAGUGACCAGCUUUUGCCAUAUCUUCUUGAAGGUGUCAAACCACCACCACUUGACAAAAAAAUGAAAGUCCUUAUCGACUUUUCUUCUCCUAAUAUUGCUAAACAAAUGCAUGUUGGGCAUUUAAGAUCUACUAUAAUUGGCGACUGUGUUGCCCGUCUCCUAGAGUUUUUAGGCCAUGAUGUACUUCGAAUUAAUCACGUUGGUGACUGGGGUACUCAGUUUGGGAUGCUCAUUGCUCACCUUCAAGAAAAAUUUCCAAAUUUCAAAACUGAAACACCAUCGAUUGAAGACCUUCAAAUGUUUUACAAAGAAUCUAAGAAAAGAUUUGAUGAAGACGAACAAUUUAAACGUAGAGCUUAUGAGUGUGUAGUGAAGCUACAGACAUUUGAAGAAGAUUAUAUAAAAAGCUGGCAGCUUAUUUGUGAAGCAUCGAGAAAAGAAUUCCAAAUAAUUUAUGACCGUCUUGACAUUAAGUUGAUAGAAAGAGGAGAGUCCUUUUAUCAAACACGUAUGGAAAAAGUUGUAAAAGAACUCGAAGAAAAGGGAUUGUUGACAUUUGAUGAGGGACGAUAUGUUAUGUUCGGCUUAGAAGAAGGUAUGAUACCAAUGACAAUUGUUAAAUCAGAUGGUGGAUUUACUUAUGACACUUCGGACAUGGCUGCUAUAAAACAGAGGAUAGAAGAAGAAAAAGGUGACUGGCUUAUAUACGUCACCGACUUGGGGCAGUCCACGCAUUUCAAAGUAUUGUUUAGCUGUGCUCAAAAAGCUGGAAUUUGGGACCCGUGUAAGGUCAGGAUAGAUCACGUCGGCUUUGGAGUCGUUUUAGGUGAAGAUAAAAAGAAGUUUAAAACAAGAUCUGGUGAAACAGUAAAACUGAUUGACCUCCUUGAUGAAGGGCUCAAACGUUCUGAAGAAAAAUUGAAAGAGAAAAAUAGGCAUGAAGUUUUGACAAAAGAAGAAUUGAAGGCGGCUCAAGAAGCGAUUGCAUACGGGUGUAUAAAAUAUGCUGAUUUGUGCUGUUCAAGAACGAAUGAUUAUGUUUUUUCAUUUGAUAAGAUGUUGGAAGAUAAAGGAAACACUGCAGUGUAUAUGCUUUAUGCUUAUACAAGGAUAAGCGCAAUUGCAAGAAAUGCAAAUGUGACAAGAGAAGAGUUAAAACAGUUUGUUCAAAAUGGAGGUAAAAUUGGAGUAAAUCAUCCCAAAGAAUGGAAUCUCGUAAAAGUUUUAUUAAGGUUUAAUGAUGUUUUAACUAAAAUAUCUCGAGAGUGGUCUUUACACAAUUUAUGCGAGUACUUGUAUGACAUUGCUACAGCAUUUACAGAAUUUUAUGAUCAAUGUUACUGCAUUGAGAAAGAUAAAUCUGGUGAAAUUAAAAAAAUCCACAAGGACAGGCUCUUAUUAACUGAAAUAACGGCUUUAAUUAUGGAUAAAUGUUUCAACAUUAUCGGCCUUAAAAAGGUUGGGAAAAUGUAAAAAUAAAGUAUGAUGAUUUGA